Messenger RNA from Drosophila subpulchrella, 489 nucleotides. RefSeq lists its product as uncharacterized. NCBI's taxonomy places the organism in Eukaryota, Metazoa, Arthropoda, Insecta, Diptera, Drosophilidae. The transcript has 3 exons. The coding region runs from base 1 to 489 and encodes 162 amino acids. The record is from RefSeq and is a predicted model, not a curated record.
AUGGAUAUGGAUCUUUGGGGCCUGGCCUGGCCUGGACUUCUGCUGCUGCUGCUGCUGCUGCAACGCAGCGUCAGCGUCGACGGCGCAAAACAUUUUGCCGUCGUUGUCUUUACAACUGAAUCCACAUAUCGUCAGCGCAUUGAGCAGUCUUUUGUUCCAGCUCGAUCGAUGUUUCCCGUCAUCCGUUCUGUCCAUCUGUCAAUUGCAUUUAAAGCAAAUAUCGCCCAUAAGCAAUGGGCUAUAAUAAAGUACAAAUACAUGCACCGUGCAACAACAAAAGAUUGGUUACGUUUGCACUUCCAGCAUAGACUGGCAGCGCUUAUUUCGGUCUUAUCGUCAUUGGAAAUGCUUGACAAUAAAUUAGAUUUUGUGCAAAUUCUCCCGUCCGAUCGAUCCACUCAAUGGUGUCCGUCCGCCAUGAUGGGGCAAAUAAUGGACGUAUUCCCUUCCAGAAGAAAUACACCUCGGGCAAAUCGCAGGUUCGUGUGA